AGCUCCCAGGUGCUGAACACACCUGCCGUGAAUAACAGCGCCUAAGAAAAGCGUUCACUGCUCCACCGCUACACACACACACACACACACACACACACACUCACACUCACACACACACACUCACACACUCACACAAUGCGAACCAUGACAUCGGGGGUCUCUUGGAAACUUUUUCUUCUGACUUUCUUCCUCCUCGAUCUUGGGUCGUCCCAAGAUUUCGGCCAGGCCCGGUUUAUUUGUACUUCUGUGCCGGCGAAUAUGGAUAUGUGUGCGGCUACCAUGCAGAACAGCGGGCCGGCAGAGGACCUGAAGACCACGGUCCUGCAGCUGAGGGAGACGGUCCUGCAGCAGAAGGAGACUAUCAUGAACCAAAAAGAAACGAUUCGGGAGCUGACAGCCAAGCUGAGCCGAUGCGAGAGUCAGAGUAUAACAGACCCGGGCGAGACCAGAACCGGUUCGAGGAGAAAGGAGACGGGCAAGAACACUAUGGGGGAUGUAUCGAGGACUCCAGCAGAUACGUUAAACCAGCUGAGUCAAACUUUACAGUCACUCAAACAGCGGCUAGAAAACCUGGAGCAAUUCACCAGGAACAAUAAUUCAGCCCAAGCUAACAACCUGAAAGAUCUACUCCAGAAUAAAAUCGAGGAUCUAGAGAAGCAGGUGCUGUCCCGUGUGAACAGCAUGGAGGAAAGCAAGCCCGGGCAGAAGAACGAGACGGAGCAGAGAGUGAAGGUGGAAUCCACGCUCACAUCCCUGCACCACAGGAUCAGCGACCUGGAGAAGGGUCAGAAAGAGAACCGUCCCGCAGAUAAGUUCCAGCUGACGUUCCUCCUGAGGACUAACUACAUGUAUGCGAAGGUGAAGAAGAGCCUGCCCGAGAUGUACUCCUUCACAGUGUGCAUGUGGAUCAAAUCCAGCGCCUCCCCCGGCUUGGGCACGCCCUUCUCCUAUGCAGUCCCGGGGCAAGCCAACGAGUUAGUGCUGAUCGAGUGGGGAGACAACCCCAUGGAGAUAAUCAUUAACGACAAGGUGGCGAAGUUACCGUUUGUGAUUAAAGACGGGAAGUGGCAUCACAUCUGCAUCACCUGGACCACGCGCGAUGGCGUGUGGGAGGCGUUCCAGGACGGCGUGCUGCGGGGAAACGGGGAGAACCUGGCCCCCUACCAUCCAAUCAAACCACAGGGAGUCCUGGUGCUGGGUCAAGAACAGGACACGCUGGGCGGAGGGUUCGAUGCCACACAAGCGUUCGUGGGCGAGCUGGCUAACUUCAAUAUCUGGGACAGGAAGCUUUCCUCAGGCGAGAUCUACAACCUGGCCACCUGCAACAGCAAAGCCCUGGUGGGGAAUGUCAUCUCCUGGGCCGAGAGCAACGUUGACGUCUAUGGAGGCGCCACCAAGUGGACUUUUGAAGCAUGCCGUCAGAUCAACUGAGCUGCAGCACAAGCAGAAAGCAGGACAGCAGCAUCUCUCCCGGCUUUAGUGUCCUCUUUACUUACUUUUUUUUUUAAAUCGGGAAUUCAUAUAUAUAUAUAUAUAUAUAUAUAUAUAUAUAUAUAUAUAUAUAUAUAUAUAUAUAUAUAUAUUUAAAAAUGAAUUUAAGUGCAAAGAAAGAAAGAAAAAUCAGUCACCUUGUCAUAAGAAAAUCACUCUUUUUUUAGUUUUGUUUUGUCUUGGAAACUUGUGACUAAAGACGCCUCCUCCUUUUGAACUGUAAGCACUUCUGCUGGUGAGCAGAGUUCCAAUCCGAGGGCUCUGUCAACCCUAUUGGAGAAGAAGCUGGGCAGCUACACGCCUUAUCCUGGACAGCUAAUCAACAGCAAGGGCGGGCUUCUUCCCCUCGUUUCCUAUCGAUCGUGUGACAGGCAGUGUUGUGUUAGUCAGCCGUGAUCACUUCUCAAUUUUUUCCCCUAGAACUUGCACUGUGAAUGAAAUGUGAACCAGAAGAUGAAAGGUUGAUGCGAGGACUAAGUGAGAUUGACUCGAUAUUCAUUUGCUGACUUGCUUUUUAUUAGCUUUCUGUGUUUAUGCCGUAAUGAAGUUUAAUUGCCAACUAAGUUUAAAGCCUGGGUGCCUUGGGCUGGUACAAAAAAUUCAGCACAUUUGUUUUAAUUUGCAAAUGUUUUUUUUAUUUUUUAUUAUUAUUGAUAUUAAUAAAUGUAUUCAAAGCAACGUGUUCAAGGCCAUGGUGUUUGUACUCUGUAUUAGGAAUGUUAUCUACAAAAACAGCAUGAAUGAAAAAUGGAACAGCAGCAGCAUCACCAGAUCUGCUCUCACUGUCCUUGUGGGGUUGGUUUUUUACUGUAUUGUUAUAUGCUCAAAGCAUGGAAACACUGAAAGACUAUCAAAUUUAAAUUUUGUAAUAAAAUUGUGAUAUAUUA
Messenger RNA from Acipenser ruthenus (sterlet), 2378 nucleotides. Its product is annotated as neuronal pentraxin-1-like. The transcript has 5 exons. Lineage: Eukaryota; Metazoa; Chordata; Actinopteri; Acipenseriformes; Acipenseridae. The record is from RefSeq and is a predicted model, not a curated record. Bases 136 to 1431 code for a protein of 431 amino acids.